Messenger RNA from Phasianus colchicus (ring-necked pheasant), 3971 nucleotides. RefSeq names its product homer scaffold protein 3 (gene HOMER3). Gene Ontology annotation, cellular component: plasma membrane. NCBI's taxonomy places the organism in Eukaryota, Metazoa, Chordata, Aves, Galliformes, Phasianidae. Gene Ontology annotation, molecular function: G protein-coupled glutamate receptor binding; semaphorin receptor binding; chemorepellent activity. Gene Ontology annotation, biological process: G protein-coupled glutamate receptor signaling pathway; axon guidance; negative chemotaxis. The record is from RefSeq and is a predicted model, not a curated record.
AGCCGGCGCCGGCCCCUGGAAUAAAGUCGAGAGAAGGAGCGGAGAAAUGUGACCGAGAUGGGGCAGUUGGUAGAGGGAGGAAACGAAUAGGCGAGAGAAGGAAAAAAACCCAAAAAACUACAACACGAAAGAGAGAACAAAGAAAUCGCGAUCCUGGAGGACAGGCGGCAGCGGCGGCUGGGCUUUUGGGCUGCGGGGAGAAACUUGCGGGGCUGCCGGAGCAGCAGCGAGCAGACGGCUUUGUCUAAAAGCGCUUGCAAAAGCACCACCUAAUCCUGCUGCUCCCCUCCCAUGCUGAAGGGAAGGAGGGAGCCCGGGAGCCAGAACGCAGGGGGAGCUGCUGGGGAGCGCAGCGGCCGGUCAGCGCCCGACAUCCCCGCGGAGCGCCGCGGGUCGCCGCUGGGUUUGGGCUCCCGCAGGUCGGGGGGUCCGGGCCGCCCCUGCCUUCACUGCCCCGCGCGGCCGGGGGUUGCCGGGCGUUGGAAACCGACUGCAAAGCUAGGAGAUUUCAAAGUGAAAUUCCGGAGGAAAUUUAAAGAGCAUCCGGAUCCGGAGAGAGACAGAGAAAGAAAGAGGAAGGGAGAAAUAAAUUACAACGUGGAGAGAAUCUAAGGCAGCUGAAGAAAGGACGGGAGAGAAAAGAAGCUGACGCCUAGGCAGAGAUGGGGAAAUGAAUCACUGUGGAGACAAAACCCAAAAGGAGUCUCAGUCCAGCUAGGAGACCUGAGAAGGAAGCUGCUGGAGGAGAGACAUAUACUAACUCCACUGGCCUGUAGCCUGUCUUACACUUACUAACAAAUGUCAACAACUAGCUGAAUGCUGAUCCCUGGGUGAAUGUGCACUUGCUAACCUUGGGGCACUGUUGCUGCUAUGACUGGGCUGUGGUCUUCAGAAAUGUGUGAAGACAACUGAGCAGGACAGAUGAGAUCUAGAGGAAGGGAGCAGCCAAUCUUCAGCACCAGAGCCCAUGUUUUCCAAAUUGACCCUGCUACCAAAAGAAACUGGAUCCCCGCCAGCAAACACGCCUUGACUGUCUCCUAUUUUUACGAUGCCACGCGCAAUGUGUACCGGAUCAUCAGCGUGGGAGGCACCAAGGCAAUCAUCAAUAGCACUAUCACCCCCAACAUGACCUUCACAAAGACAUCCCAGAAAUUUGGACAGUGGGCAGACAGCCGAGCCAACACAGUAUAUGGAUUGGGCUUUGCUUCAGAGCAGCACCUCUCCCAGUUUGCAGAAAAGUUCCAGGAGGUGAAAGAAGCAGCUCGUUUGGCAAGGGAGAAGUCCCAGGAUAAAACAGAGCUGACCAACCCUGCCCUGAGUAUCACAUCUCACCAGGUACUUCCAAGCCCCAUCAUCAGCUCUAAUGGACCAGGAGAAGAUAAACUAUUUAGGAGCCAAAGUGCUGAUGUUGAGAUAAGCACAGAGAAGGAGCGUCUGAAGAAGAUGCUUUCAGAAGGCUCAGUGAGUGAAGUCCAGUGGGAAGCUGAAUUCUUCAGCCUUCAGGACAACAACAGCAAACUUGUGGCUGCUCUCCAUGAAGCCAAUGCCAAUGUGGACCAGUGGAAGAAGCAGCUGGCUGCGUAUCAAGAGGAGACGGAAACACUGCGGCAGCGGGUAGCAGAACUGGAGUCACAGGGGGCUCAUGACUCCUCCAGUGAGAACAACAAGGAAGAGCUGAGCCAAACUCUGGAAGAACUGGAACUGCUGAUCAAGGCUAAAGAUGAGGAGAUUCAGAUGCUGAAGAGCCAGAAAUGCAGCCGAUGGGAAGCAGAGGGCGAGCGUGAGGAGACACUACAGAAGCUCCAGGAGCUGGAAGCACGCAACGCAGAGCUGGAGCGCCGCCUUCACCUGGCCGAGCAGACGCUGGCAGAGACCCUGUCUGAGAGGGAGAAGAUCCAGAAUGAGGUCACCAAGGUGGCAGAGAUAAUGGACGUGAAGAUUUUUGAGCUCAGUGAGAUCCGGCAAGGACUAGCCAAGCUGGUGGAGAGCAACUGAGCAGCAGCAUGCUCAGAGGAGACACCUCCGGAGGAGGGGAGCCUGACCUGGGACUGGUCACUGACAGCAGUUUUGAUCACAGAACAGCCGUGAGGUCUGUUUGGGCAGGAUAUGCCAACAUACCAGCAGCUGCCUGGACAGUGUGGUGACCAGCUGCAGCCACUUACUGCCCACUGAACAACGAGCUGGAGAGCAGAGAGGGCCUGAGCUCCUGUAUCCUCCACAGGAAGCAUCUACAAGUCACAGCCAGGCUUCUCUGGACCCUGUCGUGGCUGUGGCACAGUCCAGAGACAGCAGCUGUCCCUCUGCUGCCUUCCCAGCCUCCCUGCUGCCACACUGUGUCUCCAUUUUUACAGUUUUCUAGGGGAAGGGGCUGAGCAGCCUUUGCAUUUUUUUCAGUAGUUUUUUAGGGAACCACUUGCCUUUUGCAAAAUAAGCUGCUUAUUUCCCAACUUAGGGAGGGAAAAGAGGUAUCAGCACUUUGAGGACAUCACUAGCUCCUUUUCCAGCCCUAACUACACCGUGUCUUUCUAACAGGAUGCAACAACACUGGUUGCUGUCAGGAGCUUACAGAGGUUGCAGAGUCCCCAGUGCAGAGCAGGGUACUUGUCUGCCCAAGUGCUGUUCAGUUCCAGCCUCCAGAGGAAAAAGAACUGCAGAAAAAGCUCUUAUUAGUUUAACACAGUGGGAUUUAAUGAAUUCUUAAAACUUCUUUAAGCUGAGAACAAAGGCCUGGUUGGGAAAGGGGCAUUUGAGAAAUGGGACGUGCCCGAGGGGAUGGCCAACCAACUGCUAGAUUGGCAUCUCUCCUGGCCUCUGAGGGCUGUAGUUAAUUGAAAUUAAAUGGAGCAAAUCACAGUUGCUCUUGUUUGGUUUUUUUUUCCUCUCUCUUUUAUAGGGAAACAGUCCACAGAGAUGUCCUGCUCUGUGUCAGAUGAGCAGUGUUCCUUUUGAAGGGUACAGGUCCCAGCUUGCCAUGCUUAGCCAGAUUCAGUGAGAACAGGAGGCUUUUGGAGCAAGCUGGGACCAGUGCCCCGUAGGGCCUGUGGGAAGUCUGUGGGUUACUGUAGAUGUUGUCUGGUAGGAACUGAGCAAAGCCUGAGGGAGACACUGCAGAAACCUGGAAAGUCAUGUCUCUCUCAUGGUGUCCUUUGAGCCCCCGUAGUUACUUAGGAGCAUGCAUAGCCCUGUGCUGAAUGACAAAGCAGUGUCUGUGUAGAAGUAGAUAGUAACCUUACAGGAGUGCUGAUUUGGAUUUUGUGGUUGUUUUUUGCCCUCUUUGCUGCUAUAGAUUAGGCAAAGACAGCAGUAAUCCUGGGAAUGUUUCCCAGGUCUGCAGAAACUGUAAUUACUUAGCAAGCACCGGCUGCCAUGUGAUGCCUUCUCUGCAUCCAGACAAUCCUGGGCAGACCAGCAUCAAGGCAGUGCAGUUCCUCAGGGCCUCCCUCUCCUUUCACUCACCUGGUGACCAAGAGAGGAACCCACAUCUUCUGCACGCUGCCUGCAAGUUGGGACAGGACUGGGUCUGGCACCUUGGGAAUCUGCUGGAGUGGAGAAUUGCUGGUGACUCUGUGCUGGAUUGUGUCUAGGCAAAGCCCAUCCCUUGCACAGGGAUGGUGAGGAAACACUGAAAUUUCCAGACCUGUGUAGCCAGGGAGGGGCAUUUCAGUUUGGAAGUUUUCAGGUUAGUUUUCUUGUUUGUUUUUCUUUCUCUCUUUCUCUCUCUUUUUUUAAUUAUUAUUCUGUUGUUUUUGUUGCUAUUGGUUUCCAUUUUAUUUUGUUUUGCAUGAAGUGUUCUCACAACUGUGUAGGGGUGGAGCUGUUGUAGUAAUAUUUGUUUCAGGGUAUUUAAGAAGGGAAGAAAGUAAGCUGGCUGGCAAAGUUCUCUGGGGACUUGUAUACACAACCCAUGCCAGUGUUCACUUUUUAUUCCAACAGGAGCAGCCUUCUUUGAAAUAGAGAUCAGCUCCAAGAAA